CUAAUCUGUCAUGAUUCACUGCUGGUGUCGUCGCAAGAAUUGUGUGGAAAUGAUGAUAUUCCUCUUCUUUUGCUUUUGCGURUCRCAUAUCCCUUGUGUGCGGAUGUUCACAUUGAAUGGAACUAGGAAUUUAAAUACAAAAGCAAUUGCAAAUAGAAAUAAAAAUUGGGACAAGAGUAUGGGGACUAUCCUGUGCGAUACAUCAAAACAUCAGCAGCAGCAACCUACAGAUCUUUGGGCACAGCUGCAGCAAAAACURCCAACGAUAAAAGUGAUUGUGAUUGGAGCUGGAAUCUCGGGACUUUCUGUUGCCUAUCACCUAAAGAAACKCUCCGAAAUGGAGCAGGAAACCGAAACAAAAGCGACGGGAACAUCCACAAAAAAACACCAACGACGACAUUUGCUGGAGGUGGAAYUUCUCGAGGCUCGAGAUAGAAUUGGCGGCCGUGUCGAACCCUUUCUCCUCGACAGCGACRAAAAAAAAGGAGUCGAAACCUGGGUGGAUCUUGGAGGCCAAUGGGUGCACCAGUCCUCGYCCAAAAAUCCGAUACGGCGGCUCAUGGAAGACGAGCUGAACCUAUCCUUUGUAGGUGACGACAAGGUCAACCGCAAGAAACAAGUGACAAAAGCAACGAAUCGUUUCCAACAACGCAAGCUCACCAACGUUUUGUUCGACCAAGAUGGAAACCCUGUGARCAAGGCUAUCGUCCAGCGGGCCAAAAGGAUGUUCUAUAAGGCCAUGGGCGAUUGGAAAACGGAAGGCGGAGGCGACAGAAACAACGAUGUUCUCGACGACCAAGGAAAUUUGAGCGCACACGUGUCUCCAAAUCGUAUCAACAUCUCCUUCAAAGAUUUUAUCGAUGCGCGUGUAAAGCUCGAACUACAAGCUACUACCAAGGAUGACAAAAACAUGGGUCGCGAUUCAAAAAAAUGCACCACACAACAAUUGAUAAGCGUGAUGAAUUACCUUGUCCACCGCUCCGAAGAAAACGAGGGUGGAAACCUUAGGGAAGUUUCGGCGUUGCUGGCCCAGAAUCUCUAYGAUUGGCAGGAAACGGUGGGUGAAGGACCCGAUCGCGUUAUUAAGGGAUCUUACAAGAGCCUCUUGGACGCACUGGCAUGUAAACUAAACCUGGAUAUAAACAAACCAUAUUCGCCAGAAGCAGCAGCAACGCCUAGAACAUUCACUUCUGGUCCAAAGAUUGCCGAGACUACUCCUACUUCUGUUUCAAGCGAGAGCCAUGGAYAUCAAAUUGGGCUCUGUCGGGUGCGUUUGCGACCAAAUGUCAGGGUCGGGCAAAUCAAUUACGACAACGGCAACGGCAACAAGAGGAAUGGCAGAACCGAGAAAAUGAUCUCGCUUGCAGUUGUGGAAACGGACAAUAAUGAAAACARCAACGSAACGAUCGUUCCAGAUUGUACCUGCUGUAGUAAUAGCAACAAUACAAUCGAUGGUUUAGAACCAAACAAAACCACAUCUCCCGAUAAGCAUACCACGACUGUGCAAAAAAUACUGGAGUGUGACUAUUGCGUCUGCACGGUUCCCCUGGGUGUCCUUCAGCAGGGCAGUAUCAAAUUUGUUCCACCACUGCCCCCCAAGAGACAAGAGGCCAUCGACGGAAUCGGAAUGGGCUUGCUGAACAAAAUCGUCUUCCGUUUUGAUUUUGCCACCGCCGACCGCCAGGUGCCGUUCUGGGGAGAUCUCAAGCAGUUCGGGAUCUGUCACGAGGAUCCGUCCAUGAUCAAAACCUAUUACGAUUGCACWGAGGAUUAUUACGAUAAUAAUGAUGAAAUCGAUAGCAGUGGAGACACCAAAAAGCAUAGAACCACGUCGGCCGUCCUGGUUCAGUUUUUGGCGGGCGCGUCGGCGGAUCGGGUAGACCCUCCUCUUCCGCUGCGAAAGGACCGUGAAGACGAUGCCAUGCCUCUAAUCGAAACCAAAGAGAGUGGUCUCACCGACGAGGAAGUCAUCAAGGAAUCUCUCGAGGCCUUGAGAUCGGUCUUUGGAUCAAAUACAGUCCCUGACCCCGUCGUGAGCAAGAUCACGCGGUGGCGAAAGGAUCCCUGGAGUUGCGGAUCCUACUCUUUUGCCAAGAUAGGAUCUUCUCCAAAYAUGUACGAUGAAAUUGCAUCCCCGCUUGGAGGUGRAAGGAGCAACAGCUGUAGCGACAAUAGAAGCAACAAAAAYAACUACAACAGCAAGGAUCACGGUCGUUUACUCUUUGCGGGAGAACAUACAAGCAAAUAUUAUCAUUCCACUGUUCACGGGGCUUGGGAAACUGGACAACGAGAAGCGGAACGAAUUUUCAAGCAAAUCACUAACACUGAAUAAGAACAGAKGUUUCGAGGGAAGAAACUGAGUUCACCGAUUCAUCUUCGAAUAUAUUGAUAGARAUCUG
Molecule: messenger RNA, 2399 nt
Organism: Pseudo-nitzschia multistriata
Lineage: Eukaryota; Bacillariophyta; Bacillariophyceae; Bacillariales; Bacillariaceae
Source: the annotation of a GenBank genome assembly